CAUUCUUUAGAAGAGCUGUUUCAGUUUGUGUUGAACCUCCAUUUGGGAUCAGUCAGCUCACUGUCAAAGGGAAAAGGAUAGCCUGAGUGACAAGAAAACCUAUCACUAUGAAUUGGUUUGGAAAUGACUUCUCAAAGUUGCCUGAGGAUGUCUGCUUACUCAAUAUACACUCACCUCUGUCGCUUUCAUUCAUAGCAACUGAAGAGGAACGACAGUUUAUUUCCAACUUGAGGGGCCAUGCACCAGCCCAGGCUGUGGUGAAGCAGCCUGCCAGGGGUGCCAGAGGCAGAACGGCAAUCACAGUGAUUGUCCCCACCGGGGGUGACUGGAGCACCGGCCUCUUCAGUGUCUGCAGAGACAGGAGAAUUUGUUUCUGUGGUCUGUUUUGUCCCAUGUGUCUUGAGUGUGACAUCGCGAGGCAUUAUGGAGAAUGCUUUUGUUGGCCAUUGCUGCCUGGGUCGACCUUUGCAGUGAGAGUUGGCACCAGAGAAAGAUAUAAAAUAUGGGGCACACUGUGCGAGGACUGGCUGGCUGUGCACUGCUGUUGGCCCUUUUCCAUCUGUCAGCUGGCCAGGGAACUCAAGAUGAGAACCUCCCAGCUCUACGAAUUCUCCGCAGCACCUUUAAUGAAAGACGCCUCUAUUUGAUGGAGCAAGAAAACUCCUCAUUCCCCUUUGCCCUCUUCUUAAAACCCUCUUAGUGAAGAGAUCAUUCUCAUUAGCUUUUCACUGAAAUAGAUGAAAAUAAAUGAUCCCCGCUCUUACUGUC
Artibeus jamaicensis (Jamaican fruit-eating bat) is the source of this 768-nucleotide messenger RNA. RefSeq names its product PLAC8 like 1 (gene PLAC8L1). The record is from RefSeq and is a predicted model, not a curated record. Lineage: Eukaryota; Metazoa; Chordata; Mammalia; Chiroptera; Phyllostomidae. Bases 108 to 647 code for a protein of 179 amino acids. The transcript has 4 exons.